AUGAGUGUAAAUACACAUUGGCUUUGGAAUCCAGAAGAUUUGGAAAAUACACCUUCAGUUCAGGCCGGUAUAUCCAUGGCAGAAGAAAAUAAAUUGAGAAGAGAAGGUGUAAGGAUGAUUAAAGAAAUGGGAAAAUCUAUUAAUUUAAAAACAAAUCCAACUUUAGCCACUGCAAGUGUAUUCUUUCACAGAUUUUACAUGUUCAACACGUUUGCUGAUUAUCCCCCACACGUAACUAUUAUAUAA
This is a messenger RNA of Meloidogyne enterolobii, 246 nucleotides long. The record is from the annotation of a GenBank genome assembly. Lineage: Eukaryota; Metazoa; Nematoda; Chromadorea; Rhabditida; Meloidogynidae.